This is a messenger RNA of Symsagittifera roscoffensis, 1812 nucleotides long. RefSeq lists its product as uncharacterized. The coding region runs from base 584 to 1798 and encodes 404 amino acids. The transcript is spliced from 4 exons. Lineage: Eukaryota; Metazoa; Xenacoelomorpha; Acoela; Convolutidae. The record is from RefSeq and is a predicted model, not a curated record.
CUUAAAUUGGUAUACCUGAGAGCAAAAACGUGCAUUAUAUACAGCAGUCUUUUGAAAAAUAGCAGUCUUUACUCAAAAUUAAAUCUUUGUCUUCAAAAACAUCGUGUAGCUGAAUGAUUAACUCGUGUCAUCAGGAUGUUUUUCAGACAUUUGAGACGAAACUCAACGAGUUCAAUCCAUCGAUUUUUGUAAUUGGUGCGGUAACAUUUGAUUUGACCAAUUAUCAGUGUCAAUCGAACCUUGUUGAUAGUUCGAUUGAGGAUCCCGUUUUAUUAAGCGUAAUUUUGGUUGAAGGUGAAAUAUUCGAAUGUUUGGAACCGUUUUCUAUCUUCUGAAAUAAAAACAGUGAAGAUCUUAUUUUAGUACUAUUUUCGUUAUGAAAUUAUAACAAUGCAUUAUGACCUUAUGGCGUGUUUGUGCUACCGGAAAGUCAUGAAGUGACUUUUUUCUUAAUAUUGGCAAUUAGUUAUGGUUUUUCCAUUUGAAUUACCGGUUCACUAACAUCUGCUUUUUGACUUAAGAGCUGUGGAAAAAAGUCUGCCAAAUUAAAAGGAACUCAGUGUUAAAUAUAAUACGUGUGAAAAUGAAGAAAACUUUAUCGCAUAAAAUCGUUAAGUUUUCCAGGAAAAAGAAAAACUUAUUAGGUGUUUUGUUGUUAGUUAUUCUUGUAUUUUUCUCCUUGAAUUAUUAUUUUCUACUCGAUCUUUCAUUAGAAAUUAAUUAUCCGUUCCGGUCAUCAAAUGUGCUAUCAAAACAGCUGCAAAAAAUAGAAGCGCGAAUUGACCAAAAUCUGAAGCUAUCAGAACUUAGACAGCUUUAUUUUGGGACUUCAGGGUACAAAGUGUGUGAAAACUCGAAAGGAAACUGGCCCGAUUAUUUUUGGACCAUAAAACCUGAAGAUGAAAUGAAGUUGAAAAUUUCUAGGUACAGACUUGAGCUUUCGUCGUCCUUCUCCUCGCGUAACCGGAUGAUGCCUCUCAUUAGAAAUGUGACCCCUGACCUAGCCAGGAGGAAGGCGGUGUUGUUUGUGGGGGUGAAUGGGGCGGGUCACGAUAUAGUGCAGAAAGAGUUCAGGCCAAUAUGCGCACAGGCAUCGGACAAGCGUGUGUGUAGUCCGUUUGGUACUUACGCAAGACUAGCGGGAACUUGUACGCGGGAUGUGAACAGAGACGAGACGCCAUUUGCCAAUAGACAGAAUCUGGACCAACUCAUCUACGACCUCCAACACCACCCCCAUCCUGUCAUAUUUCUCAAUACCCUUUAUGGUGCUUCUCAUUUGCCUUAUCCAAAAUGCUACCGCGAUUCUCCCGGCAGCGAGCAAGAUGCUGAAAAGCAGCGAAGCAGACCUCUAGUCACAUAUCCUAAUUUACGACACAUAGCCGAAAUAUGUUCUCUACUAGCUAUAGAUCUCCGAAUAGUUCUCGUCAUCAGAAAUCCCGAGUCAGCUCUGUUUUACAAUCCGAUUGCCGGAGACGUCAGCGAAUCGGCUUUACUGCUUAUUGAAGCCUUUCAUGAAAUCCGAAACCAGUUGUCAAAUAUUGACCCUAGCUUUCUGGCAUCUUGUAUAGAUGUUGACGCAGAUUCCGAAAAACAAAAAGAGCUCAUGAUGCCAUUAUUCAUUGAAGAAAUGGGUUUACUGAAUACGACAGCUGAAAAUGUUGCGAAAAGGUUUUCUAGCUCAACAAAAUCAGACUGCGUUGAGCAAAUUGAUAACGCGAAUUUGAGUAAUGUUUCAGAGCAGUUCAAAAAAUUGUAUAAAGAAGCUAUUGUUUUGAAAAAUUUGUGUUAUUCUUUGUAAGCGAACUUCUUGAA